AUGGCAACCAGAAAUGCUUUGAGAAUUGUGUCUCGUAGGUUCAGUGGAAAAGUUCUUAAUGAAGAGGAAAAAGCUGCUGAGAAUGUUUUCAUCAAGAAAAUGGAGCAGGAGAAGCUCGAGAAGGUAGCACGAAAGGGUCCGGGAGAACAAGCAGGGUCAGCAGGAGGUGAAGCCAAGGUUAGUGGUGGUGCAGCAUCAUCGACCGAGUCAGGCCCGAAAGUGUCAGAAGACAAGCCCAGAAACUAUGCGGUUGUUGCUGGUGUUGUGACCGUCAUUGGUGCGAUCGGUUGGUACAUGAAAUCUGGUGGAAAGAAGAAGCAAGAAGUUCAAGAGUGA
Molecule: messenger RNA, 336 nt
Organism: Microthlaspi erraticum
Lineage: Eukaryota; Viridiplantae; Streptophyta; Magnoliopsida; Brassicales; Brassicaceae
Source: the annotation of a GenBank genome assembly